AUCUCGAUUUGACAUAUUCAAUAUCCAUCACAAAGUCAGAUCCGUAGAAAUCUAACCAAAAAAAACAGUAUUGUUAUAUAUUAUAGUAAAAUCUAAAGUGUGAUAAAGUAUAUUAAUGAUACCGCAAAGUGAAAAUGAUAAAUAUAGAGAGGGCUAGAGUAACACUCGCGCCGCUUGCAUGGCGGGGAAGUCUGUAAGCUUCAACACACAUUGUAAGAAAACCACUAUGUAAGACUAUUGAAAUUCCCAUGCAAUAUGUAAAAAGCAACGUGUUAAAGCGAAGGAACAAAUGAAUUCUACAGGAGUCACAACAUUGAACCUAUACGACUCAAACCUUGAAGCACUAGCGAAGUGGUUGAGCUGCAACGGCGAGAUAUGGGGCGUGGGUCCGACGGCGGUGUUCGCGAGCGCCGCCGCUCUCUUCCUGUACAACGAGCUGGAGGCCACCGUGUUCAUCGCCGGAGACCAGGCCCAUGUGUCGCUGCUGGAGAAGUGCUUGAUUUCAACGAUGGUCCUCGGCAUGCUGGCGCUGAUGAUCCACCUGUGGGUGUGCUCCAUGCGCUUCUUCCAAUACUACCUCGACACGCUUAUUAGAGAUAGUCCAAGCGUGCUGCUGGAGAUGACGACAGCAGGGUUACUGGGCGGGCAGACGGAGCUGAUGCCGCUGGGCCCGCUAACGCGGUUCCUCCGCCAGCAGCAGCCGCAGAUCCACAUCACUGUCUGUUGGUUCCUCUCGCUCUGCUAUGCCGACUAUGUGCGCAAGCACUACUGCCAGAGGUUCAAUAUGCCGUAUUUGGAACAGUGGUGCACAAUUGUGUUGGGGAUCAGGCAAACCGAGCUGCAAGAACGCGCCACGGAGCGAGUCAGCCUCACCAUGGAGAAGGUCAACAGCUUCGUCGGCUCAGUCCAUCGGCGGCUGCGAGGGUUCGCCCCACAAGGCCAGCUGGAGACCAACACCAGGGUUGACGGGGCCACUCAUACAGUGAGAUCGCGUCUCCCAAGAGAUCUUCAAUGGACGUCAGCGGCACCCUCAGCGGGAUUACAUCUGAGACCAGCGAAGACCAGCGGCCUAACGAAGACCAGCGGCCCAGCGAAGACCAGCGACCCAGCGAAGAGCAGCGACCCAGUGACUCCAACGCGGGUCUCAGGAAGUCACCGAAGGAGUUCAGUGUCCAUCUGGUCGGGCAAUCGAGUGAGGCCACCGCUGAUGCAUUUGAAAAGCUACGAACUUUUAUCCAGGCAACGAGAUGUGCGUGUACACCGCACACCAGCGUCUGUGUGCCUGGAAGUGGGGGGACCCAAGAUGGAAACCCUUGAAGACUUCCCCUGCAGGGUGUAGAUCUACAGGCUAUGGGCUUCGACACAAUUGUACUAUAUCUUGGUUCUUUUAAUAAAAUAUUGUUUUACCUA
Helicoverpa armigera (cotton bollworm) is the source of this 1410-nucleotide messenger RNA. RefSeq lists its product as uncharacterized. The transcript is spliced from 8 exons. The coding region runs from base 290 to 1339 and encodes 349 amino acids. Lineage: Eukaryota; Metazoa; Arthropoda; Insecta; Lepidoptera; Noctuidae. The record is from RefSeq and is a predicted model, not a curated record.